AUGGCCAUGAAUCCGGGCGAGGAGGACGGCUACACCUCCGUCCUCGAGAUCGACGAGUCGCUCAGCCUGCUCGAGCGCGUCAAAUACUACAGUCAGUCCGCGGUCGCGGUGCAGAGGCUCGUGCAUGUGCAGGAGCUGGGCGCCUGCGCGGAGGAGAUCGGGCCCGCGGCGGCGCUGUCCGAGCUGGUCCCGCUCCUCAAGGACGUCAGCUGCGACGCCGAGCUGAGCGUGCGGCAGGCGCUAGCUGAGCAGCUGGUGCCGCUCUGCGCUGUCCUGAUGAAGGCCCCGGAGGAGAGCGCCGAAGUGGAGGGCGAGGAGACGAGCGCGCACGCCGUCGUGGUCGAGACGUGCGUCCCGCUCCUGAGCGCGAUGCUGACGGCGGGCGGCGGCCAGGAGCUGGCCGGCGGCGGAUCUGCGCAGCUCAUCGACGCUGCGGCCGAGGCCCUGGUCGCCAUUGCGGCGCUGCUGCCGGCGGACGAGGUCGGCAAGGAGACGAGAG
Emiliania huxleyi CCMP1516 is the source of this 499-nucleotide messenger RNA. RefSeq lists its product as hypothetical. The annotation marks the transcript as partial. NCBI's taxonomy places the organism in Eukaryota, Haptophyta, Isochrysidales, Noelaerhabdaceae. The record is from RefSeq and is a predicted model, not a curated record. The transcript has a single exon.